Molecule: messenger RNA, 3111 nt
Organism: Tachysurus vachellii
Lineage: Eukaryota; Metazoa; Chordata; Actinopteri; Siluriformes; Bagridae
Gene: ctdsp2
Product: CTD (carboxy-terminal domain, RNA polymerase II, polypeptide A) small phosphatase 2
Exons: 7
Coding region: 378-1151 (257 amino acids)
Molecular function (GO): RNA polymerase II CTD heptapeptide repeat phosphatase activity
Source: RefSeq, a predicted model, not a curated record
UCAGUGUGAGCGCGCGCUAGAGAGCGGGAGGGGGGGCUUGAAACCGUCUCUCAUUUCCUCUGCCUUGUUUUGUUCUCCAUGUUGGAACCGAAUUGAGCGAUUUUUAUUUUCACUCUUUUACUUUAUGGCUCCAGAAAAGUGACACUGAACAUUUGUAUAUUGGACAAUUUGCGCGAGGCGGAAGUUUGUUUUGGGGCGAAAGGCGCGCGCUCGUGUUCGGAUGCAGUGUGUUUUUAAUGGUUUAUUUCUCUGUGUGUGUGUGUGAGUGUGAGUGUGAGUGUGUGUGUGUGUGUGUGUGUGUGUGUGUGUGAGUGUAACAGACUGUGUGAGUAAUGCGUGUUUAAUGAAAGUGAGAUUGAGAAACUGGAUUUUAUUAGAUGGAAAGUUCUGUCAUCACACAAGUGCAGAGAGAAGAUCAGCUGCCCUCCAAAACAGGCCAGGUGAAAAAAUGUUCUCUGAAGAAGCCCCGGAGCAGGAACAUCUUUAAAGCUCUGUUCUGCUGCCUGCGUGCACAAGAUGCUGCUCAGACACCGCUGCCUUCCCAUGAUGCCUUGCUCCCUACAGAGGAGAACGGAUCCAUCACAAAGGUGUGUGAGUCGAGUCUGCUGCCGGACGUGACUCCGGAGGACGAGGGGAAGAUCUGUGUGGUUAUUGAUCUGGAUGAGACUCUGGUCCACAGCUCCUUUAAGCCAAUCAGUAACGCUGACUUUAUCGUUCCGGUGGAGAUCGAGGGAACCACACACCAGGUGUACGUCCUCAAGAGGCCACAUGUCGAUAAGUUCCUCCAGCGAAUGGGAGAGAUGUUUGAGUGUGUGUUGUUCACCGCCAGCCUCGCUAAAUACGCUGACCCGGUUACAGAUUUACUGGAUCAGUGUGGAGUUUUCCGAGCGAGACUGUUCCGUGAGUCGUGUGUUUUCCAUCAUGGCUGUUAUGUUAAAGAUCUGAGUCGACUCGGCCGACAGCUCAACAAAACCCUCAUCCUGGACAAUUCUCCUGCAUCCUACAUCUUCCAUCCUGAAAACGCUGUCCCUGUGCUGUCGUGGUUCGAUGACGUAGAGGACACGGAGCUGCUGAAUUUACUGCCCGUGUUUGAGGAACUGAGCUGCGCCGAUGAUGUUUACGCCAAACUGCGUCAGCUCCGAGAGCCGUGACGUCAAUCACUCCUCAGGCUCCAGCUCUAAACCUCCCAACCUCAAAACCUCGCCUUUACAACCUCGCACAUGCCUUAAUCUGUCAGAGAAAACAACAUGCAUCACUGAGCGAAUGUCGCUGUCCUCUUCCACAUCAUCAUCUUCAUCAUCAUCUUCAUCAUCAUCUUUCAGCGUUCCGUGAUGUUUAAUGAAACAUUUGAACUCAGAUGCUGAAACUUUCUAAAGGAUUUUUUUUUGUCAGGGAACAAAAAGAACCAAACACUAAAACACUCCAUCAAACACGAGCUCAGAUGUAGAUUAUAAAUCUGAGCACAUAAAGCACAGGAACACACACAUGCACACGCACGCACACACACACACACAUGCACGCACACACACACUCACACACACACUCACACACACACACACACACACACCAGUCACUUCUCAGGUUUAACUUUAUUACCCAAAUUUUAUUCCAAAAUGAUUUCAGAUCUUUUAAAAGUUAAAUCCAAAAUGAUUUUUUUUCCUCACACACACACACACACACACACACACACACACACACACACACACACAUCUAAUCCUGUAUAAACACACAUUUCCCAAAUUCUCCUGAUUUUUUUUUCCUCUGUUUUAAAUCUGUUUACAUUUAACUGGGUUUUAAAGUUUUAUUCAAUCAGAAACUCAAGUAUUGUUUUUAAACACAGCUUUUAAAAAUAAAAAAAAUAAAUUUUUAAAAUUUAUUUUAUACGUUUAUUUUGAACAAGGCCACAGUUUUCUCAGUGUUUUUGAAACUGUAGCAUUAUUUUUAGCCAAUCAUAAAAAUAGAAAAUAAUCCAAAAUCUCCAAACUUUCAGCUUUACCAAAGUUUCUGUGUUUUUUCUUUUUAUUUUAGUUUUAAAUGAACAAACGUGUCACUGACGUCAGCACUGAAUAUUUAAACUCUAAACACAUCACACUUUAAACAAAAAUGUAUUAAAAUAGGUUUCUGUGAUUUGGACCUGAGGAACGUUUCUGCUGGUCAGAGGAACUUUUAAACUCGAAGCCAAAAAAACAACAGAACAGAAAACAUUAUUGUUUUUGUGUCUUGUAGCAGUUUUAUAAUCUGACGUGAUGAUUGGACGUGGAUUUGUUUUUGUUUUAAAAUAAGUGUAAAUCAUUUUUAUUUGAAAUCUGAAUUACAAUCAGCGUCACUGAGCUCCAUCAUUGUUUCUACUGAAUGCUGGGAAAAUAUUAUGUUCUGUAACUUUACUGUGUGGCUCAAAGUGUUUGUUUAACCCUGAAUAGCUAUGAAGCUAAUGUAGCUAACGUAACGGAAGCGUACGGCCUCCACGAUUCAUCACACACUAUUACACUUUAACUCACUUUAAAGUUUCGUUAUUAAAGUUUUAACAGAUUUUUAUGUGAUUUAAAUUUAGUGCCUCAGUUUGGACUUAAAUUUCUCGGUUUGUUUUGUUUGUUUUGUUGUUUUUUUUUGUCCUAAAUACAUUUUUACUUCUCUUAUUCCUCAGUAAAGUUUGCUGCUUCCAUUUUUUAUUAUUAAUUUUCUAACAGGAACAAAUUUUUGAUCAUUAUAAGUCAGUGAUCACACACACACACACACACACACACACACACACACACUUUUGUUCUGUUGUAGAAAUGUGUCGUGUCAAAAGUGAAUGGAAACACAAAUGUUUCUGACCUGCUCAGUGUUCUAUUACACACACACACACACACACACACACACAGGUUCAGUGUAACACCUGUUUAUUGUACACAGUGAUUCUGUUGUUUCAGACUAUGCAGACUGUAAAAUGAAAAAAAACCUUUUAUGUUGAUUUUGUUUACAGUUUUUGUUUUUAUUUUUUUUUCUUACAUUUUUACUGUUUUACAUAUAAACCUGCUGGAGCUUCUACAGUUCUGUUUAUAAAAAUAUAUAUAUUUUUUUUGAUUUAUGAAAUUUGGAAAUUGGCAAUAAAAUGAUUGUUUCUACGAA